GUGCCACUGGAAAUUUUAUCAAUACCGCGGCAGCCAUCUAGUCUCGCUGGCAGUCGCUCGCGAAAAGUACGCGCCGAACACCGAUUGACUUAUCGGGGGGUGCCCGCUGAACGAGCCGACCGACACAAAUCGACGAGGAUUACCAGAAUAGGAAGAGCCCGAAGCGAUCGACUACAAGCAUGGCUACGGAGGGCGGUUUAGCACCGGAUGCGGCUGCAGGUGCAGGCGCGGGCACCGACGGCAUCGUCGGCGGUCCCAGGACGCCCCAGCAGAUUGCCUCGCAGAAACGGCUGCAGGCGACGCAAGCGCAAGUCGACGAGGUCGUCGACAUCAUGAAGACGAAUGUCGAGAAAGUCCUCGAGCGCGAUCAAAAGCUCUCCGAGCUCGACGAUCGAGCAGAUGCACUACAACAAGGAGCGUCACAAUUCGAACAGCAAGCAGGAAAACUGAAGAGAAAGUUUUGGCUACAAAAUCUAAAGAUGAUGAUUAUCAUGGGUGUCAUCGGACUUAUCGUACUGGCCAUUAUUGUCGUGAAAUUCAUGCCGGAAUCGCAGCCGGCUCCGCCCGCGUUUCAAUAUCCACCGGGCAUGAUGCCGCCGCCGCCGCCGGGUGCGAUACCGGGUGCGGCAGCUCCAGCGAGUGGCGCAGGGGCGGCAGGUGGUGCAGCAGGGGGUGGCGGCGGUGGCGCGCAGAAGACUCCCGGCGCCGCGCUUAUCAGCGAGCUGGACAUACGCAGUGUCGUGUAAGCGGCACGACACGGUGCUGGUAUUCGGACAGAGAAGAAUAUAAGGAAGAACGCGAAGAGAUCGACCCUGACGACGACGACGCGACGCCUCCAUCCGCAAAAGUAACUGGUCGAUAUAUUCGCUUCGAGAUUCAAUCUUCGGAUUGUCACCGGUAUUGGAGGUUUCGACGGAAAAAUAUAAUAUCUAAUAACUCUACAUAAGACAUAAGAUUUUUGUAGCAACAUCUGCAAAUGAUUUUAGAAAUUACGAUCUUGCAUUGCUCGCGCUCGAAACCUUUCGAUUACCGCAAUUACUUUAAUGUUAUUUUUCUCUGUUAACGAUGUUGUGUUAGAUAUUGAUAAUUUUAAUAUUUUAUCAAUAAUUAUUGUGCAAUUUUCUGUGAACGUACAAGAUUUUGGUGCACAGUGCCUCACGUAUUUUCACUCAAUUCUGUUGCAUCUUUUACUCUCGAGAUUUUGUAGUUUUAGAUUUUUAAUUUUAAGAUUAGAUUUUUUUUAGAUUUAAGUGGAAGCGACAUAUCGACCAGUUUAUUCGUCGUUCGAGAAAAAAAAAAGAACGAUGUAGAAUCUAAGUCAUUAGGAAAUCUGCGGAAGCUUUAUUUUCGAUGAGAGUACACGAGAGGCUCCCAAAAUUCGAGCCGAAAUCCGCUCAGCUAACCACUAUGAAAAGCUAGCAAACAAACGAAAUAUCGUUCGGAAAGUACGCGAACACGCGUAUCGACAUUAUCAUGUAUAUGUACAUACAUUAUUACGAAUUGUCAAAGUAAGAUUAAAUUCAUGUGUACGUAUAUAUAAAUACAUAAAUUAUAUAUUCAUAUAAAUAUCGAAUCAAAACACAGAGGGAAGGUAAUAAUAGGAAGAAUUAUAAAUAGCAAUUGAAAGAUCGAUUAUUCAAAAUCCGAGAAAAAUGCGUAAUUAUAUGCGUCAUGUACAGGGUGUUCCAUGUAAGUGAUUUUUUUUCAUGCUUGCCUGUGCAUUCGCGAAACAUUAUCUCCGAUAAUAUGAUUUUUAUGGAACAUGCAAAACAAACUUAAUUUUCACUCUUGCGUUAAAUCAGUCAAUUUUAUCAGUCAUGAUGCGAUUAUGUCAAUCGCCAUGAUAGCAAAAAUUAUACUCAAUGUGAUUUUGCAGCAAACGAGUGAUUCCAUAAGCAUUUCUUUACACAAUUUAAUUGUUAAUAGUACUAUGUCAAACUAUUGGAGAUAUAUUGUUUCCCGUGAUAGUCUUUACUUCCAAGUAUUAUCCGAGGACACUUUAUAUAAUACUUAUAAAAGAAUGCUUCUUUAAAUUGACAAAAAAUUAGCUUGUAAAUGUACCAUAGAAGAUGAUCGAGUUGUAAGAAAAAGAAAUAUAUUGAUUCCUACAUUUUUGAAAGUUUGUUUUAACGUAGAGAUCGAACGAUAACUUCGUGUGAUAAUAAAUUCAAAUUUCCGAAGUUGAAUUCUCUGAUAACGUUAGCGUGUAAUUUAGCAAUGUUAUAUAUAUGUUAUAAAUAUAUAUUAGUGAAUUAGAUAAUUUAUUUUAUUUAAACGAGAAAAAAAAUAUCCCCGCAUUAAAUUGAUUGGUACAAUUUAUUAUUUUCUUGUCAAGUGUUCACCUUUGCCUACGUGAAAGUUUCGGCUGACAACGCGUACUUAAGACAGAUUCAAAACUAGUUGCUGUUACUUGAGGAAAAAGAAAAAUUAAUAUAUUGUCUACUUAAUAAAACACUGUAUUGCUAUUUUCACUCAAUAAUUAGAGUCAUAAUUGUGAUUAUCGAAUUAAAAUAGUAACACAGCUAAUUCGAUAAACUGUCUAUACAUCAAUAAUAAUAAUAAUAAAGAAUUAAACAAUAGAUUUGUAAGUAUAGCCUCUCUAGGAAAGCGCUUUGACACUUAGGCUGUUGAUACGAAUAACGGAGUUAAUUGCAAUAUUCUUUCAGCUGUAUAUCUCACCGAAAAAAACGACAGACCUUAUAUAAUAAAAAUACUAUAUUAUAGAUAUAUUACUGUAUAUUAGGAUUAAAUAAAUAAUGUUG
Molecule: messenger RNA, 2762 nt
Organism: Linepithema humile (Argentine ant)
Lineage: Eukaryota; Metazoa; Arthropoda; Insecta; Hymenoptera; Formicidae
Gene: nSyb
Product: neuronal Synaptobrevin
Biological process (GO): vesicle fusion; vesicle-mediated transport
Cellular component (GO): plasma membrane; SNARE complex
Molecular function (GO): syntaxin binding; SNAP receptor activity
Source: RefSeq, a predicted model, not a curated record